AUGGCCUCAAACAAGCACCUCGUACUUAGUUCCAUUGCAUCAGCCUCCCAUACCUUCUUUCUUCUUCUAUAUGUCAACGACAUCGUGGUAACUGGCAGUGAUUCCACUCAUCUCCAACAAUUCAUCUCUCUUUUAUGUGGCCACUUUGACAUCAAAGACCUUGUUCCGCUAAGCUAUUUCUUGGGUUUACAAGUUCUUCAUAAGGAUGGUACUCUCCACAUCAAUCAACUUAAAUAUGCACAUGAUCUUUUACAGAAAGCCAAUCUUCUCUACUCCAAACCCGCAUCUACUCCAUUGGCUGCCAAGGUUCUCCUCUCUAUCUCUGAUGGUGCUUUCAUCUCCAACCCAACCGAGAUCAAUAGUUUACACUUAGGUACAUCAAGAGCACUAUUGAUCUCGGCCUCACCUUCACUCCUCAAACUGCCACAGCUCGCCUCUCAGCCUACUAUGAUGCGGAUUGGGCUGGGUGCCCUGAUUUUCAUCGGUCGACCACUGGAUAUGUGA
Messenger RNA from Prunus armeniaca (apricot), 504 nucleotides. The record is from the annotation of a GenBank genome assembly. NCBI's taxonomy places the organism in Eukaryota, Viridiplantae, Streptophyta, Magnoliopsida, Rosales, Rosaceae.